This is a messenger RNA of Podarcis lilfordi (Lilford's wall lizard), 7438 nucleotides long. The record is from the annotation of a GenBank genome assembly. Lineage: Eukaryota; Metazoa; Chordata; Lepidosauria; Squamata; Lacertidae.
GGGAUGGAGCAACCUCCUAACUGUGGAGGGGAGGAGAAAGAGCAGCAAGGCUCAGGUUGCUGCCCUCCGAGGGGCGGAUAUCGGAGGCAGGGUGCUAGGUUUAUAGGGAGCAGCUGGAGCAGCUGGGAAGGAAUUCUGAUUUCACCUUGGAUUCUCGUCUCCACUCCCAGCUGCAAGUAAGUGGAAAUAUAGAAAUGGAUUCAGUUGGCAUGUGGGGAAAGGGGAAUUCAAAUGGGGUGACUAAAUUAGAGUCAAAUUAUUAUUAUUAUUUCAAAAUCUAGACGUGGCAAGUUAAUGCAGAGCCCCUGGCGAUGGCAUCUUAAAUGAGAAGUGUGUGAAGAUGGAGCACUUUCUCUCUCUGAGUGGCCUCAUUCCUGCGUCUUUAACAGCGGGAAUUUACUGCACAGAAAUUCAGCAGGGAAAGCUGUUGCUUCCGCUGCAUCUCCAUGCCAGGGAGAGCUUCACCUGUUAAAUGUCUGCCUGCUGCGUUGCUUUUAAAAAACAGCAACAGAGCCUUUUAAAAAAAAAUGAAGCAAAUUUAAGAACAUGAGACCGAGCAAAAUGCAAGAUUGGGGAGUGGUGUGGGGGCAAACAGACGGGACUACAGACUCAGAAGAGGGGAGAAAGGUUCAGAAAGUUUAGUGGGCAGAGGGAGGUGGCAAUGAAGUGCAACCCUAAGAGAGCUUUUUGCCUCAUUUUUCCAAGAUGUUGAUUUAGCUUUUGCCACUAACAGAGGGUUGCAAUUUUCUAGCCGUAGUAAAGGUAAAGGGACCCCUGACCAUUAGGUCCAGUCGUGGCCAACUCUGGGGUUGCGGCGCUCAUCUUGCUUUAUUGGCCGAGGGAGCCAGCAUACAGCUUCCGGGUCAUGUGGCCAGCAUGACUAAGUUGCUUCUGGUGAACCAGAGCAGUGCACGGAAAUGCCGUUUACCUUCCCGCCAGAACAGUACCUAUUUAUCUACUUGCACUGGUGUGCUUUCGAACUGCUAGGUGGGCAGGAGCAGGGACUGAGCAACGGGAGCUCACCCCGUCGCGGGGAUUCGAACCGCCGACCUUCUGAUCGGCAAGUCCUAGGCUCUGUGGUUUAACCCACAGCGUCACUCGCGUCCCUUCCUAGCUGUAGUAGAACACCUGAUUUGCAUGCAAAAAAUCCCAGGUUCGAUCCACGGCCUCUCUAGGUGGGUAUGGGACGUCUCCAGGCUGCAACCCUGGAAAGCAGCUGCCAGCCAGAGUAUACAAUACUGAACCACUGGUAUAAAGGGAUCUUCCUGUGCUUUUUUGCCUUUAACAGCUGCAUGAAGCAGGUGAAGCUUUGACACGCCCCCUCCCCAAAAUCGCUGUUGGAAGCUCUUCAAAACCAAGAGCAGACAGCCAUGCAAAAGACUCAAAUUUAUUAUGAGUCAUCUAACACGGCUGCAUUGACCCCUGCCUUUCCUCCUUCCUUAAUGGAGAGUUCAUGCCAUCGUGAGUUUCAUACCAGGCAGAAAUUCAGCCGGUGAAGGAUCCUCCCAUAACAGCGUUGCUAUGCUGGGGGGGAAGCUUUGCCUGUCAGCUGGCGAGCUGUGAAACGCACCGGUGCCUUUUCAGGUGACAGGUGGCAAUCGUCUGUCGCCGUCCUUCAAGAGAGGAGGCAGAACAUCAUUCCAUUUCUGGGUGGAGGUGGGGAAUCAGAGGUGGAACGGGAGGGCAGUGAAGGAGCACAUGCGAAAGAAAAAGAAGCCAUUUGCAGCUUUGCUGAGAAUUUUACAAUGUGUAUUGAACCUGGUAAAGGUGCGGAAGAUUUCUGCUGCAAGGGUUGCCAACUCUCUCUUCUUUUAAACCAGUCCCUGCCCCUGCGCCUCUUACGGUGCUUCCAGGCUGUUGCUAGUUCCGGGUAGGGUUUGAUCACGUACCAACAAACUCAGGCUGCACGGUUGAAGUUAAUCUCGUGCAACAAACCCACUUCUCAAAACUGGACUUCUUGCUGGAAGGAAAGUAAUGGGGAAAGCCCUGGGAAGCGUGAGGUGAUAUAGCUGGCUGGAUGCAAUGUCAUCUGACCUCCCUGCAGGCGAAUCAGAAUGAACGCUCAAUGAACGGCUGAUGACAUCGAAGCUCCACACAAAUUUUGUGAGAACAGUUCAGGAUUACUCAGUCAUGUGGAGGAAACCUUAGGCACAGUCGUCAGGCAGCGCACGAGCAUUUCAACACCAUUGUCCAACACCGUUAUUAACCAGUUCCCCCAAAUAUGCCCUUGUUUUCUUCCUUCCUUUUUUCCUCCAGGAACUCGAAGACCCGCCAACACCAUGCAGCUUGCGGUUUCCGUGGCAGUGGUCCUCAUGGCUUUGUUUGCUGUGACAGGUAGGAGCCGAAAACCUUUUCUUAGCUCAUUAUGCAGCGCCACCAAUGCGACUGGAACAGGCUAGACUGCAUCUAUUCCCUUCCACUGGCUAAUUUGGAAAUUCUAGUUACGCAGGUUUGGCAAAGGAUCCUUUCCACACCUUCCUGCUCCCGGACACACACACCCCGGGCCCAAAAUAAGCCCCUCCCUCUGACAGCUCUUCCCAUUUGACAUGUCUGUACAGAUCCUAUCACUGCAGCUGGGCGACAUAUUUUUUUCUCUCUCAUAUGAAAGCACCAACACUUCUUUUUCCUGGCCAGAGAAAAUUUGGCUUCCCAUCAGUGCCGGGUUUGGAUCUGCAGCUGGCCAAGUUUGUGGGCAGAAUCUGCGUUGGGCAUUGAUGUUCAGUGGGUGUGAGGUUUGGAAGCAACAGAGGCUUAAAAAUAAGAGGGGGAGGCGGGCUGGACGUGAUCUGGAGAGUGUUAACAAAAGUCACUUAUAUAAUGAGAAAAGACUUGGUAAAACUUUACUGGGGAAAACAGAACAAAACACUGUAUAAUUUGAGGAGAAAGAACUAGAGAGCGGAUUUUUUUUUGUGGUGUGGGGGUGUUUCUUAAUUCAGGCCUUGUGCAGGGCAGGAAGACCUUCAGCCGAACAUACAGAGAAUAGCUCCUCCAGAACUUCACAUCCAAUCACAGCAUGUGCUAUCUCAGCAAAGAGCAUGCCACUAUGUUUAGUUGCUAAGCAACACCUCCGCCAGUUCCUUUUUUGGCUUGCUUGCUAGCGUCAGAAUUAACCCUUAAGUCGCAAACUGAACGAUCCCUGCUGUUGCACGUAUCUAACAGAUAGCAGGAGGAACCUUAGAGAUCGCAGGUUUAAAGAAAUCAAAAUCAAAACGAUUUCCCAUUUUGGAGUUUGGUGGUGUGCGCUUUAUGAGAGGAAUCCUGUUUGUUUCAUGAAUCAAAACACAUAGGCUGCAAUCCAACCUCCCCCUUAUGCUCGACUGUCGUGGGUUUAGAAAGAGCAGAGGGGUCCCCAGUCUCACUUCUCUGUGUAUCUGGGGUACCACCCUGUCUUUGCUCCAUCCCAGCUUCCACUCUGGCUGAGCACAGAAGAGCAGCUCUUCCAGGCUCCUUUAGCUGGUACCUCUCGCCUCAAAUCUAGAAUGCAGAGCCAUAACCAGGUAGACUGCCCCACCUGCUGGAUGCUCUCUCUCCCUCUCCCAGAGGAGAAAACUAGACCACAGAGGUAGCAGCCAUAGCACACCACUUUGCUUUGGGGUAAUACAGCAGCCCAUGGCCCAACGCCAAAGGCUUAAUGGUUGAUACCUUAACCCUGGUUAAGAGUUUGGGAGAGGUCAGGCUCUGCCUCUUGUCUCCUUCUCAGCACUUUGACAUGAAUGAGCCUCCCUUCCUUUGUCAGCCUUAACCAUGGUUCAGCUUUACAUCUGCGCUGGCUGUAACCAAGGUUGGGGCUUCCUAGCGCUAGGUGUUGUCUCAGUCGAUUGCAUGUUCUGUCUCUCCUCCCUCCCCCCCCUUUCCUUGUGGUUAUUUUCCAUGUUUACCCACAUCAAGUGCAGGGGUUCAUCCCCCAAUCUGUGCAUCUUAAAAAGAAAUAGAGGAGGCAUCUCUCUUUAAUGCUAUGGUGGCUCAGAGUUGUAGGUGCACAUGUGUUUUGCUGGUAUAGAAGCAAUUGCUUCGCCCCCACAGUCUAGGUUGCCUUUUUAUAUUUCUGUUUUGUCCUUUACAUUCCCCUUUCCCUUUGCUUAUUGUUCCCAAAGGUCAUGGAUUUAAAGUGGCUUUUGAACUAGGGCAUGGAAAUUAAAAAUUGUGUUUUUUACUAUGUGGGCAGGAUACGUUCUUCCUUCCUUUUUAAUUUAGGUACCUUUAUGCAUCCUUUUGUUGUGUGUGGAGUGGGGCGGGAAUCUGCCUUUCAUUAUUAAGCAAAAAAGGGAAAAGUUCAAUUGGCUGUAAUUUGUAUUUUACGUCAGACUUCUUCAUAAUAGGUUGGAGUCAUAUAAUUGGAAAUAUAUGAAUAUUUUGUCUGAUAGCUGACUGUGUAAGUAGCACGAGAGAGUUCAAUCUCUCUGUUAUCACCUCUUCAGCCAUUAGGAAGGUUUGAGAUACUAUAGCACUGGCGAGAAUCAAAAUUUAUAUGGAAAUUGUUGAAAGUUAAGAACAUGAAUACUAGCAAUAUAUCACAGCUUCUAUAGCCUACAUAUAGUAGGGGUAUUAAAAAUGAGAGUCGUCAUGGCAAUCCAUAGUUAAAAGUAGAAGUUGGCAAAUGUGUCCUCUUUUUUUGCUCUUCAAAAUAUGGCAGCCCUAACUAACCGAGGUUAGUUUUUAGCUAGGUUUGCAUACGCUGGUUCAAUUGAAACUUGGUUCAACCGUGCAAGGUUGAAACCACGCUAGCUAAUUACACGUAAGAUGUGAUUGUGCCAUACUAACCGAGGUUAGCUUUUGGCAGUUUUGCAUAACCUUGGUUCACUUGAAUCAUUCAUGUCGAUGAAGAUGCAACACAAGGACGUGUUUAGGGCCAACCAGAGAAUCAGAGAACAGCAGGAGGAAGGAGGGGAGUCGGGGCAUAUUGCAAAACCAGAUAUGUUUAGUUUCCAAGCUGUGCAAUCCAUUUCUCACUGCCUUUGCCGCUGUUCUCUUUGCUUUCUCUAAGCCUCCGCUGAGGUUGAGCCGACAGAGCCCUCCCUGUCUCAAAGGUUUGAGAACUUCCAGCGCAAUGUUCAGACUUUUAUUGACAACGCUGGAGAGAGGACCAAAACAGCUUUCCAGGAGUUCCACAACAGUGAGCCGAUCUCCAAAGCCAGGUGAAUUUCCGGUGGCUUCCUUGCAAGGCCUGAAACCCAGGGCUGUGUACGCACAGAAUUCUCCCAGUCCAAAAAAAGAAUUCUGGGCAUUGCAAUUUGUUAAUGGUUGCUGGGAAUUCUAACUUUGUGAGGGAUAAACUACAGUGCCCAGAAUUCUUUGAGGGAAAGGGUGCGCGUCAAAUGUGCCUCAGAGCCAUAGUGUGGACAAAACUUCGGGGGAGGGGGAAACUGCUGAGACACAUGUAGCAGACAGAGUUUUGUGCGCUACGGAACCUGCCCUGAGCCCCCUAGCCUAGCAAAAUAUCUCACCUAACUACUUGAAUAGAGAGCCAGUGUGGUGUAGUGGUUAAGAGCGGUAGUCUCGUAAUCUGGGGAACCGGGUUCACGUCUCCGCUCCUGCAGCUGCUGGGUGACCUUGGGCCAGUCACACUUCUUUGAAGUCUCUCAGCCCCACUCACCUCACAGAGUGUUUGUUGUGGGGGAGGAAGGGAAAGGAGAAUGUGAGCCGCUUUGAGACUCCUUAGGGUAGUGAUAAAGCGGAAUAUCAAAUCCAAACUCUUCUACUUAGAAAGUGGGAUGGCAUAAAAAGAAGCUCCAAGAACAACAAAGUCAUGCUCCUUGAUGAAUCUGAAUUAUGUCUUUUCACCAAUUCUCAUUAAGGCCCAGAAGGAACCCGAAAGCUCCUGUGGGUUGUAGCUUAGUGGCUCUGCAUGCAGAAGGCCUGACACCUAGCAUUUCCAGAGAAAGGCUAGGAAUGGCCACUGUCUGAAGCGCCGGAGAACCUCUGCCAGUCUGAGUAGACCAUAUUGAGCUAGAUAGACCAAGAUUCAGACUACAUAUAAGGCGGGUUCUUAUAUUUCCUCUCUCAGAGUGCAGAGUUGGGCUCCAACUAGAUUACGGCUAGAUUGGCUAGAAGGCAUCAGGCCCUGCAUUUCUGCGGGGGGGGGGGGGUUGCAAAGCAAAAGGGGCCACAGUGGUAGCAAGGAUCUGCAGAGAGCAACAUCUUUCCCUAAUCUCGACGGGUAUUCAAGAGAAACAACAGUUCCUCCAGCCACCAGUAGGUGGAGAGAGUAGAGCGGGACAGAACGCAGCAGGGCGAAAAAGCUCUCUCCACAGUCACUGCCCCUUUGAUAUCGCAGCUAGAAAUUCAUUUUAGACACUCUUGGGGACUGGUUGCGCUCCCCGUCGGGCCCCCUUGCCCCCAGAAUGCCUCCCCCUGAAGAAGGACUUUGCUCACCUCUGUGCAAGGUAGAGAAGGGGGCAAGGCAGAUUUCAGGAGGCUGCGCCGCCGCCAUUGCAUUAUUGAAAUCAUUGAAAUACUUUAUUGUCACUUGUACAACUUGUAUACAGUGAGAUUACACAAGCACCCCCCACUCAGCUCUUAGUCUUAAUUCCCCUCGUUUACUGACGCACACCCACCAAACCCAAAAGUCAGUUGCCCUGUUGUUAUCUUUUCAUUCAGCAGCCUAACAGCCCACGGAUAGAAGCUGUUCUUUACCCUGUUGGUGCGACUAAUCAUGUUUCUAUAUCUUCUGCCCGAGGGCAGGAGAUCAAGGAAGUGCCGGCCAGGGUGUGAAUCAUCCCUGAGAAUUUUCCUCACUCUCCUGAGGCAACGUUCUUCCGCUGUUUCAUCCAGCGGAUUCACAGGGCAGCCCAUAAUAUCUUGUGCUGUAUUCACCACCCUCUGUAGGCACGUCCUAUCAGUUGAUGUCAAACCAGCGUACCACACCGUGAUGCAGUAUGAAAGGCCAGGGUGUGAAUCAUCCCUGAGAAUUUUCCUCACUUAUUUUCCUCAUUAGAGGGGGCAGAACUGUUUAACAGCCAAUUGGGGGAAGGAGGAGAGGAGGAGGGGUAGCGUGGGGGGUGGGAGGGGGGAUGGUGCCCACCUCGAUCAAGUGCUGUGUCUUGCACAGACCCUGGCGAGGGCGGGCAUGACUCCUUCACUGUUGCCUUCCCAUUGGCAGGAACUGGCUCUCUGAAAGAUUCCAGCAGGUGAAGGACAAAGUCAAGGCGACGUUUUCCAGCGAUGGCUCUGCCUGAAUCCAUCCCUUCCCUCACCAUCGCACACCUCUGUUUGGAAGGGAGAUCUGCAUCUGACUCUCCACCGCCAGCAGGUUGCAGUGGAGGAACAUCUAUUUCCCUCCAGGUGCAGGAAAAUCUGGGAGGAGGAGGCAGGGCUGCAUGGGUAUACCUCUCCUCGGCUCCUCCAUUUUCUAUUUUUUUGUUAUGCAUUUAUUGGAAUCAUUUAUUACCCUCAAAUAAACAGAAGAUUCCUCGCUCUGUAAUCUCAAUUGUUAUUGCAA